ACUGUGAAUCUUCUUGACUCCCUGAAACAACUACUCCUUGAGACUGUGGAGACACGUGCUGACCACGAAUAUGAUAGAAGGCAGUUUACUCUGUUGAUUAAUCAAUAUUUCUACAUUCAACAAGCAAGUAAAUCAGGCAAAUAAUACUUUGGUGUCAACCUGUUGUUACAUUAUUAAGUGAAGAGUAUUUGUUUCGGACUGUUUUAUUUAUUUUUAUAGAAAACAUUUCAUUUGCUUUUCUCAACUCUGAAUCUCGCACCCCACUAGUGAUAGAUUGGACAGGCUAAUUACUGCUGGUGAACUAUUGUGUAGUGUAAACCGCUAAGACAAGACUACAGUUGCUUUUCCUCUACACACUCCCGUUAUGAUCCAGCUUCACGACUGUUAGGACAUUCAGCUGAAAACAGUAUGACUCAUCUGGGACUACUUCAUAUCGCCGAACGGCAACAAUUAUCUUGUUGUUUCUUGAUUCUAGUCGUUUACAUCCUCUUUGUUAUUUCAGUGUCAGGUAGAGAGUAUACUGUUACGAACUUUGUGGGCAACAACGUCCUCCUGCCUUGUGAAGUAGACGUAGACACUUGCGGAAGAGUCUAUUUCAUCACGUGGACCAAAAACGUAUCUAAUGAUUGGGAGAGAGUGUAUUUGUAUAGCGAAAAUUUCGAAACAGCUUUAGGAGAUUUCACAAAUCCCUUUCGUGCUAGCUUUAAGCUACAGAAUGACUCCGCGUUUUUGAAAAUCCACUCUUUACUCUACGAGGACGAAGGGAUAUACAAAUGUGACGUCACUUACGUUAGAGGAAAAUGCCCGUCGCUGUCUUUUAUUAAGCUAAAUACACUAGUUAUUCCUUCGGAACCUGUGAUAACAGUUGAUAACAAGGUUGUUGAAAAUGGGACUACGAUCGGUGCGUUUCUCGAAGGAAGCACCAUCAUUGUGAAGUGUAAGUCGUCCGGAGGUAAACCUGCACCGGAAGUGACAUGGAGGAAUGGGACGUAUCCCUUGGUAACGAAAGCCGUUCACACACCAGGCGAUCAAGGUGGCGUCGACGUGGUGUCUAUUGUGCGAAUUACACUGUCACGCUGGGACCUAGAUGCCAAAUUGGUGUGUUUUGUCAAUAGUAAUGCCACAUCAACAAGAAUGAGCAAAUGGGUGAAACUAGACAUACAUGUGCGUCCGCUGGCCCUGACAAUUCGUGGCCGAUCUGUACCGGUCGUAGAAGGAGAGAUGGUCUCAUUAACUUGUACAGUAGAGGGCGCUCGACCAGCCGCGAAUAUUACCUGGUACAACCGUUCAGAAGUUGUUCGACCUCAACCAAUAGAUAGCAAGGACUUGAUGAGUGAUGGGACUUAUCGUACUACUAAUACGCUAGUCUUUAUUGCAUCAAGACACGAUCACCAUGGUGACUUUUUCUGUAAAGGAACCAACAGUGUCAUCAAAAAACGACUAGAAACACCUCUUUUCCAAGUAACUACUCUAGAAGUUCUAUUUCCUCCAGCUGUUGAGGUGUUACCACGAGGCUACUAUUCUGUAAACGAAUCCGACAAGGCCAUCUUUACGUGCUAUUUCAACGCCAAUCCACCGAACGUUACAGAAAUCGUGUGGUUUAAAAACGACAAUGUUUUCUCCCAGACUCCAACAAACCGAUUGCGUUUAAGUAAAAUUCCGAUUCCCACGUUAGAAAUUCGAAAUGUCAGACGUGAAGAUGCUGGGACUUUUAGUUGUCAAGUUAAGAAUGCUUAUGGAAGAGGAACGUCAAUCAAUUUUGUAGAAUUGGAUAUACUGUAUCCACCUCAAGUCAGUCUUAACCUUAAAUCGCCCAUAGCAAUAGAAGGAACCAAUUCUUCUGUUUGGUUCACAUGCGACACUUUAGACGGUAAUCCUAAAAACCUGACACAAGUGAAAUGGUAUAAGGAUGAAGAAUUGAUUAAAGAAAGCACAAGUAACAAACUAAUUCUAACGAGCAUUAAAAGACAUUUUGCUGGUAAUUACUCCUGUCAGGGAAUCAACGGAGCCGGCUGGAGCCCGAUAUCUUCACCAGAAGUUUUAACAGUGUACUAUCCUCCUGGCCUAACAAAGGUACUAUCAAAAGAAGAAAAAGUGGUAAAAGGAGAUUCAGUGACCCUGUACUGUGAGAUUAGUGACCUGGGAUUUCCACCGGCUAGUACCUUUCGGUGGGAAAUGAACGAUUUAGUGUUGAAUACCACAUCAAAUUUUUAUGUUAGCCACCCCAUAUCUGUAGCUACUGAAGGUAAUUACUCGUGUGCUGCAGUAAAUCAAGUGGCCAUCGGUAAUACAACACCUUUCAAACUGGAUGCUUUGGCUCCUCCAAGGUUAGUAGAAGAACUUCCAAGAAUUGGUGGAGCUUUGCGCAACCUUCAGUCUGUAAACUUAAAGUGCAGGGUUGAGUGUGAACCUUUAUGUGGCAUUACCUGGUACCGAAACAAUGAAAGCCUAAAUGGAUCCAAGUUCUUUACUAUAGAAACAUUCCAAGAGGCACCAGAUGUUGAAAAUAACACGUUUGAGUCUGUAGUUAGCAUUUUAUCUUGGAAUAUGAGGCAUUUUCCAUCUGAGAGUUUCGACUUCAAUAACUUUACCUGUAAAAGCUCAGAAAAUGAAGUGGGUGACAGCGUCUCAAGCAGCAUGAUUUUCCGACUGGAAUAUAAGGAAUCUAUUUUCUUCCUAGAAAACAAGAAGACAGAACUAAUGCAGCGACAAACGCCUGAGGGACGAGAGCUAACUGUUGAUGACACCCCAGGGGGCGCUUCCCCUCUUCUGACGAUCCUUGAUAAACCUGAUGGAAGCCCCCUAUUGAAACCUAUUGUUGGAGAAUUGCUCGUCGCAUAUGAAGUAAUUCUAAUAGAUAUUGAAAUUAUAUACACCGUAAUAUCUGAAGAUUUGUAUGUUUCAUAG
Limulus polyphemus (Atlantic horseshoe crab) is the source of this 2907-nucleotide messenger RNA. RefSeq names its product titin-like. The record is from RefSeq and is a predicted model, not a curated record. The transcript is spliced from 11 exons. The coding region runs from base 409 to 2907 and encodes 832 amino acids. NCBI's taxonomy places the organism in Eukaryota, Metazoa, Arthropoda, Merostomata, Xiphosura, Limulidae.